AACAUCUUGAAGGUAACAGCUGUCUGAGGAUAGAGUGGAUGGUCUUAGAAGGUGGAGGACUUUCCUUCUUUCAGUAGAGUUCAGGUGGUGCCAGGUGGCCUUCAGAAGAGGCACAUUGAGUGGGGAAGAGCGAUACCAACUUGAUGGGGCUGAUGUGGCAGCGCUCCCGUCCCGGUCUGUCCCUCUUUGUCCUUCUGGCUCUCAGCUGCUUCUUGGAAGGCACAAAUGCCGGUUCCUGUCCUGAUGAUUGGCUGGCCUACCAGAACCACUGCUAUGGACUCUUCUAUGACAAGCUAACUUGGCAUGAAGCAGAGGAAGACUGCAAGAACUAUGGCACCAACGGCCACCUGGCCUCCAUCCACAGCUGGGUAGAGGCGGAGGUCAUCUCUGAUUACAUCAUCACCAACCACAAGCACAUAAACUACGUCUGGAUCGGACUCUAUGACACCUACCGGGUCAGGAUAUUUCAGUGGACAGAUGGCUCCUCAUUGACGUUCAAGGCAUGGGCUCAGUUUGAACCCACGUUUUUCACACUCUCCAAGUAUUGCGUCCAUCUAAUCGACUUUACUAGUUAUAAGGAAUGGGCUGCUGUCGCCUGCGACGAAAAGGCUUCCUAUUUGUGCAAGUUCAGCUCCUUCUAAGAAAGGCCAAGGCAUCUACUGGUCGUCAACAUCCGACUGCUAGGACCUCUCCUCUGCUUGAUCCUUCCGCUCUCCAACAACACCCUGGCCCUGUUUGGAUAUGGUUUAGCUUUCCCUGGGCAACGAUUGCAAUAAACACAUUCUUCUCCAUCUA
Anolis carolinensis (green anole) is the source of this 795-nucleotide messenger RNA. Its product is annotated as C-type lectin BpLec-like. Bases 144 to 641 code for a protein of 165 amino acids. Lineage: Eukaryota; Metazoa; Chordata; Lepidosauria; Squamata; Anolidae. Gene Ontology annotation, molecular function: signaling receptor activity. The transcript is spliced from 7 exons. The record is from RefSeq and is a predicted model, not a curated record.